UAAGCUUCUGCUUCGUGUCUUCUUUGGGGUCUUUCAUUUUGGUCCAAGUUCUUCAUUACAUUUUAGCGUACUAGCUUUGAGCUGCUGGCUGGUCAAUUUCUUUCAAAGGCGUCAUGGGAAGGAAUCUAAACUACUAUAAUGGAGUUUGCCUUCUUCUACUUCUACUUCUACUUCAUCUUUCUUUUGCUGCUAAUAAUUGCGAAGCAAGAAAAUCUAUGCAUCUCCUGAGAAGCCAAGUGCACCCAACAAGUUCAAUCAUCCAACAAAUUAAAAAAUUAAAAGUGACAAAGCACUUUGAUUUGGCUUCAUUACUUCUCCAGAAAGAAACUAUGGAUCCAUCCAAUCCUAACCCUUAUGUGAGUUCACCAUUCUCUUUGCCACCUUAUGAUUCCUUGCCCCCAAAUCCAUUGCCCGAAAAUGCCCCUCCUUUUUGCAUUUAUCCCCCAAAUACCCCUCUACCUCCAUCCACAACAAUUCCAACUCCAUCAGGAUCAACACCUAAUUUGCCACCCCAAUCACCCUUCCCUUACCUCCCACCUAUUCUUCCCAUUCUAAGCCCUCCUCCGGGCCCAAUUGGCAUCGUACCCAGCCCGCCCGAAACCACUCCUCUCCCAAAUCCACCUGAAAUAGUUCUUAGCCCACCAUGGUCCAUUCCAAGUCCUUAUUAUGAGCCUAGUCCACCAAGUUAUGUUCCAAGCCCACCAACUUUUGUUCCAUCUCCAACAGGGUACGUUCCAAGCCCUCCAAUUUUUCUGCCACCUGUGGUGUAUCCUCCACCAACAGGGCCACCACCUCCGAGAACAGGACCAUCACAGGCUCUGUGGUGUGUAGCAAAACCGUCGGUGCCGGACCCAAUCAUUCAAGAAGCUAUGAACUAUGCUUGUGGAUCUGGUGCAGAUUGCGAGUCGAUUCAGCCCAGUAGGUCAUGCUUUGAGCCCAAUACAUUGUUUGCCCAUGCAUCCUAUGCUUUCAAUAGUUACUGGCAAAGGACAAAGUUGGCUGGUGGGACUUGCUCCUUUGGAGGAACUGCCAUACUUGUGACUGUGGAUCCAAGUUAUGAUGGUUGCCAUUUUGUAUACUCCUGAUGAGAUAGAAGACAAAGUUCAGUGCUUCGGAGAAGGCAAGAGGAAAUAGUACAGAAACCAGAUCUCCUUUUCUUUUCAUAAAUUAAUAAGCUUAAAAUUUUUGCUAAGUAAAUAUUCAUAAAUGGUUAUGUUAGGUGGAUUGUAGAUUAAAAAUUCGAAAUUCCCCCCUUCUCUUGUGUAGAUGGAUGACUCGCCCAGCCCUUCCUUUCUCUCUUUAAAAAUUGUUUAAGAAACAUUUAUUGUAUCAUAAAUGAGAUAUUAAGAAAGUUUUUGUAAAUGUAUUUGAAACCCAUUUGCCUUCCGACAAUUCUUGUCUAGA
Manihot esculenta (cassava) is the source of this 1404-nucleotide messenger RNA. Its product is annotated as extensin. The record is from RefSeq and is a predicted model, not a curated record. The coding region runs from base 114 to 1085 and encodes 323 amino acids. The transcript has 3 exons. NCBI's taxonomy places the organism in Eukaryota, Viridiplantae, Streptophyta, Magnoliopsida, Malpighiales, Euphorbiaceae.